CCCAUGAAAAACGACUGGACCAGUUACGUCAUCUUAUGGCUGAAGAAGCGAAACGUGCAGCAAAAAUAGAAAAGAAGUUGAGAAUUCUACUUGGAGGUUAUCAGUCACGUGCUCAAACUUUAAUGAAAGCUAUCGAAGAAAGCGUUGAUCAAAUUGAACAAGGUUACAUGGAGCUGACCACUUAUGAACGACUUCAUGAACAAGAGUUAUGCGCUAUCGCAAGACGUUCUGAUGUGUUAGAGGCUGAUGUUGAACGCCAACAGAAACGACAUGCUGAUCUUCAACGUGAAUACGGCCGAUUGAUUCGUAUCCGUGAAGAACGUGAAGCCGACGCUUUCUUAGCAAGUAAUAUGGAUUUAAUUGGUGACAGUGAAAUGUCGACGGCCACCGCCGCCACUGAUGGUGGUGGUACUACUGGUAAAACUGGACCAGCUGCAAGCGAAACUAAUCACACCGACUCCGCCUCAUCCAUGACGAUGAUGGUGAAUGGAGGUGAUAAAACUGGUACAACACGUAAAUGGAUUGCUGUCACACAAGUGGAAGAUGUGAAUAACACGGAUCAUCCAAUGAUGAUGGAUGAAGAUGAUGGAGAAGCAGAAGGAGAAGAACAGACAACAAAUACUGUCCUCAACCCUUCUAAUCAUUUGAACAAUGUCAAUGGUGAUACAAAUAGUCCGAAUCAUAAUGAUUUAUCCUCAUUGAAUAAUAAUAAUAAUAAUAAUGAUAAUCUCACCUCAGAUUCAGAAUCAGCUAAUGUGAAUAUGAUGGAAUCAGUGGAACAGACAAUUAGUUCACACUGAUCGAUAUACACCCCCUCUCCCUUGCUCUCCUCUCCCGUCGACAACACCAUCAUCAACACUGUCGCUGUGUUUCAGUUUUAUAAAUAUGCACGAGCACAAACACACACCCUCUCCCUCUGAUCUCUCCUCUACAUACUUAGCUAUCUUGCUCUUCUCAUCUUCUCUUCUCUUGUGUGUUUUCCUGACCCCGUCUCCUCCCUUUUCAUUCCAUUUGAUGAACUCACUUUUGAAGCGAAAGAAAACACCGUAUGUCAUGUUUUAUAUAUUACAACAUAUACAUAUAUGCAACUCUUUUUAUUUGGAACUCAGUGUAUUUCGUAUAUGUGUGUGGACGUGUGAGUGAAUGUCUUUGUAAAGCAUAAACGUUUAGAGGUCUACAGGUCUAUUCGAUCUACGACCGCGACUCCUCCUACUACUCCUUUUACUGCUGUUCCUCACUGCCGUCUGUCUUUGUUGUUGGUGUUGUCGUAGAAGGGAAAGAGGAGCUGUUUGCUUGAAUGCUCUUACUUUUAUAUAACUGUGUGUUUGCGUGAGCGUGAGUGGCGAUUAAUACACACACACUCCCGCCUUCUUGAUGUUGAUGAUGAGGCAACGAUGAGAUCGCGACGAAUUCUGUUCUUGUUUUGUAAAUGAUGAAAGAAUAACAGUGGGACUAGAAAUCCUGUUGUUAUUAUUAUUAUCUUAAAAGGAUAAAAGAAGGUGUGAUGUAAUCUCUGUAAUACAUUACUCUCUCUUUAUCCCCCUCCCCCCUCUUUUCCUUCAAACUAUAACGAUAGUACUAGUAAUAAUACUAAUAAUAAAGAUAAAGUCUACUAACCUCUCCUUUUUGCUACUUUUUAUGCCUUCUAUCUGUGUAGUUUUACUUGGUAUUGAUUCUUUGAUUGUUCAAAAUU
Molecule: messenger RNA, 1693 nt
Organism: Trichobilharzia szidati
Lineage: Eukaryota; Metazoa; Platyhelminthes; Trematoda; Strigeidida; Schistosomatidae
Source: the annotation of a GenBank genome assembly